AUGCUGGUUCUGCACGACGAAGCCACUUUGAGACACAAAACUGUGGAGAUACUCGGUGCUAAAUUCAUUAACGCCCUAGAAUGUCCGGAGAGAAUCGCCAAUAUUCUCCAAGCCGUCAAAGAGAACGGACAGCACAAAGUUCUCACUUUUGACGCAGCCCAGCAGAUCGCUGACGAUGGAAUCAUCACAGACUCUCUGCUGUCCAAAAUGAUCUCGGACAGUCAUGACGCAGCCUAUCUCACCCAUCUACGCACAAUUCACAAAGAGUGGGUAGUUCUUGGCAACAUCAAAGAAGACGAAAGUGUCAUACCUGAGUGCUUCCCAGUUUCAGGACUCAUUGGCAAGGGAGGAAACCUUUCAGUGCCACAAGACAGCUUUGCACGACCCGGCUAUUUCUCUUUCGACCUCAGUGCGGGAGUUUGUAAAGACACUUGGCUGUCCGCCUGUGCUAGUGCCAACCUUGCUGUGGAGGCCGCGCGCAGUGUUGUUUCCAGCAAGGGGGACGAAAAGCGCGUAGAAGGCCAAACUAAUGGCACCUGCAAAAACGUGUUGGCACUCUGCCGACCGCCCGGCCACCACUGCACCACUCGUCUGGCUGGGGGAUACUGCUAUAUCAACAACGCCGUCGUUGCUGUGCAUGCGCUGCGCCACUUUGGGGUGAAGAGCGACAUGGCCAUACUUGAUCUGGACUUCCAUCAUGGAAAUGGCACACAGGACUACUUCUAUGGCGACGUGUCGGUGCUGUACGUGUCGCUACACGGCGAUGGCGAGUAUCCGUACUACAGUGGUAGUACGUCUGAGAUUGGCGAAGGGAGUGGUACCGGCUUCAAUGUCAACCUGCCGCUUCCGGUGUGCUCCUCCAUCACGACAUAUCUCGACACGCUCAAAGUCGCGAUCGAGAGGUUAGAGACAUAUGCGCCAGAAUAUCUGAUUGUCAGCCUUGGCUUCGACACGUUCCAUUUAGAUCCGCUUGGGUCGUUUGACCUGCACACCGAGCACUAUGAGGAAAUUGCAUCGGCCAUACGGCAGGCUGAGGGGCUGCGUAAUGUCUCGAGCGUCAUUUUGCUGGAGGGCGGGUAUGUGUUGGACGAUUUGGGGCCAAAUAUACUGAGCUUCUUAAGAGGUUGGGAUUCGUCCUCAUAG
This is a messenger RNA of Grosmannia clavigera kw1407, 1143 nucleotides long. Its product is annotated as histone deacetylase superfamily. The coding region runs from base 1 to 1143 and encodes 380 amino acids. NCBI's taxonomy places the organism in Eukaryota, Fungi, Ascomycota, Sordariomycetes, Ophiostomatales, Ophiostomataceae. The record is from RefSeq and is a predicted model, not a curated record. The transcript has a single exon.